GAGGGGCGGCAGCGACUGGUCGAGGACACGUCGCCGCCUGCGUCGGCGCAGUCCCGGCGACCUGUGUGCAUGGAUCUGCGGUGCGCCCUGGGGAAGCUACGGGGAUCCGCUCCGGGAGCGAAUGGCUGGCAUGAAGAUGAGCCCGCUUCGCUCUACAGCCCUGCGGUGGUCUCACACCUGGCUGACGUCUCCAAUUUCAUGCUGGACCAGCGCUGCGUACCCACGGAGUGGCGAAAAGCACGGCAAGUAAUGCUGCAGACAGGAACAAGAAAGAGGGACGGAAGCAACGCCGUGCAGGCGCUGCGGCCCAUCACCAUCUUGAGCUGCUGGCGGAGCCUGCUCAGCAGCGUGCUGCAGUUACCCGACGUCCAGGCUGGUGAGGUGUACACGCCGCUCCUGAGCCUCCUCGACUCGUACCACGAGGAGGUCUUCAUUGCGUCCUACGACUACACUUUGGCUUUCGAUAAAACAGACUCCAGGCUGGCAAUUGCAAGGCUAGGGGAGCUCG
Molecule: messenger RNA, 508 nt
Organism: Prorocentrum cordatum
Lineage: Eukaryota; Dinophyceae; Prorocentrales; Prorocentraceae
Source: the annotation of a GenBank genome assembly